GAACGAAAGGAGGUCGAACUGUUUGAAGGCUUGUUGAAUAGCAGAGACCAGCCAACAGUCUAGCCAAAGUUAAAAGUCUGUCGGAGUAGUAGUUUAGUAUAUAGAUAUAUUCUAGAUAGCAUCCACGAAGGCUUUCAAUGGAUCAACUUUCAUAUCAUAACCUAAACAAAGAAUCUCAUGGUCGAACUGGCAUUUCAACCUGCAACGAGGAAACUAAUGCUGAGGUCACUCCUUCGGGAACUGCGGAGGGCCUUGACCUUAAUGUGAAAAAAGGAGAAUCGAAUAUAUUUGAAAUGUUUGGUGCUGUUGGUAUAGGCGCUGCUCUGAAGUCUGUGGCGGUCUCACCCUCGUGGAGUUUGAAGAAGGGAGCUUUGCUCUCUACCCCGCAUCAGUUGUUCACAAUACCUGACCCAACGUGCGAUACAUCACGUCAGGAUGUCUCCUCUCAGCAGUUGGAGAAUAAGGAGGAGAAUUGUGACUUAACAAGAGAUAUGGACAAGUCCAUUGAAGGGUACUUCGAAACCAAUUAUUUCCAUAACUUACCCCUCUAUCAGGAUUACCUAGUGGCGUCUGUGAAGGCUGAUCUGCAGAGGGUACACCAGGCUGGUCUGGCUGACCUGGUGGUCUCCCAGUGCCUACCAGGUCUGCAGUGUCAGCCUAGCUCCCCCAGGCAUGCUACGGCCUCUCCAUCCCCUCCUCCUGUGCUCCAAGAUAAGACCACAUGCUCAUUAUGGCAGGAGCUCCCAAUAGUAAAAGAGCGGGGCCUCCUGGGGGUGCUGACUGCUACACAGGUCAGGCAGCAGGAGAUCAUGUUUGAACUGCUGACAUCUGAAGCAUCCUAUCUGAAGAGCCUGAGGGUUGCAGUGGAUCAUUUCAAGUGCUCGGAGGAGCUCCGGCAUACAUUGUCUUCUGUGGAGCAUCACAUCCUCUUCUCUAGCCUCCGCAGGGUCUGUGGCGUUAGUCAGAGAUUUCUGAUUGAUCUGGAGAGCCAUUUCCGAGAGAAUGUGGUGAUGACACAGUUUGGAGACAUUGUUUUACAUCAUCGGGCGGAACUGCAUCAAGUCUAUGUGCCGUAUGUCACCAACAUGAUGUAUCAAGAGACACUAAUCUCCGAAUUGAUGCAGGAGAACCCCAGGUUUGUGUCAGUGCUGCACUCACUGGAGAAGCAUCCACAGUGUCGGAGACAGACCCUCAAGUCCUUCCUGGUUCUGCCCUUCCAGAGGAUCACCAGACUUAAGCUCAUUUUACAGGCUAUAUUGAAGCUGACCGACCCAGAGGCUUUAUCAUUUGGGCCUUUAACUGAAGCCAUUUCUGCUGUCCAUGAGAUUGUGAACGAGUGUAACCGCAAGGUUAUGUUCAUGAAGCAGACAGAAGAACUUGUGCGCUUGGAGAAACUUGUAGACUUUGGCCGAAUUAAGGCCAUCCCUUUGAUCACACACGGUCGCUUGCUCAUCCAUGAAGGACGGCUAAGACAGCUUGACGUAAGGGGCUGUCCAACCGUUGGCUCAGUGGUGUCCUUCUCUGCGGUCUAUAUGCAUCUUUUCAGUGACCUGCUGCUCCUCUCCGUGCAAAAGGAUGGCCGAUUCUGUGUUCAAGACUAUGCCUUGUUGCCUCACAAUGUCCACACAGAGGACUUGAAAACAGACGUCCUGGGCCUUCCAGCAGAAUCCUUCCUUCUCCACUUGACUCCAAACCACACUGGGACUGCCACAGCCCUCAUUCUGGUGGCAAGCACACGAGAUGAGAAGGAUGUUUGGAUCAACGCUCUCAAUUUACAGAGAUGACGAGGCACAGGACUGCUGUGCUGAAGUAAAGAGUGGUGUGGGCAUUGACAAGACGUGCCUUCAAAAUAUUGUUUUUAAUUGUAUUUACUUUAAGAAAUUGUAAGCCAUAAUUAACAAUAAAAUAAAAUCUAUUUCGAAACAA
Messenger RNA from Sardina pilchardus (European sardine), 1926 nucleotides. RefSeq names its product rho guanine nucleotide exchange factor 19. Gene Ontology annotation, cellular component: cytoplasm; nucleus. NCBI's taxonomy places the organism in Eukaryota, Metazoa, Chordata, Actinopteri, Clupeiformes, Clupeidae. The record is from RefSeq and is a predicted model, not a curated record. The coding region runs from base 138 to 1784 and encodes 548 amino acids. The transcript is spliced from 13 exons. Gene Ontology annotation, biological process: activation of GTPase activity. Gene Ontology annotation, molecular function: guanyl-nucleotide exchange factor activity.